Molecule: messenger RNA, 2997 nt
Organism: Spirodela intermedia
Lineage: Eukaryota; Viridiplantae; Streptophyta; Magnoliopsida; Alismatales; Araceae
Source: the annotation of a GenBank genome assembly
AUGGCUUUUGUACUCUCCAAAAGCAAUCUAUUUUCUAGCUUGCGCGGAAAUCCACAGGUAAUACUCUUGUUGGUGUCCCGCAUAUUUGAUUGAAUCCAUCCUCAUUACACUCAUCUGUUUCUCUUGUACGGAUUUAGGUGCUCCAGGAACAACAGAUUCCUCUAUCACGUCGUGGGUUCCACGUUGAGCUUGGUGCCCGAGAAAAAGCAGUGAGUUCCUUCUUCCCUCGUUCCGAUUUGACCAUAGCCUUUGACUUUGCUUCCUCCGUGUUCCAGAUCUUUUGAUUGAAGUGGGUACAAACAAGUUCAGAACCUUAGAUUUAUGAAAUAGUUUGACUUUGGCCAGUACGUGCUGCGUUGUUUAUUCAAAAUUUCCUGAAAACAUAUUGCGUAGUGUGAUUAAUCGUAUAAAAGUAACAGUUUUCGAGCUCUCAGUAUGGGCGGCCAUCGCCUUAUUUCUCCACAGCCAUGGCCAUUUGCAGGUUGCCGUAUUGUUCUUAUCCAUUAGAUCAGAGGGACUGAUUUGAAUACCUUGUUGAAAGAGGCUUCGUUUGCGGUUUUUAACUUUUGUUGUAAGAAUCCAAUGCAUUCAUUUAAUUGAUGUUUCCUUGGGAAUAUUUGAACCUUGAAUUUGUGCGACAGUAUGCCAAAUAUCAUUGUUACAUGGGGAAGUUAUACCGUAAUGCAAACAUGGGUCUUCCAUUGCAACGUAAUGAGUCAAGCUUUUAUUGCAUUUCAGCUGUUGGAAGAAGAUCCUGCACUGAAGAAGUUCAAAUCACAUAAGAAAUCUCUGGCGCGGGUCAAAAAAUUUGGAGAUGCUCUCAUCAUUGUUGUCGUUGCAGGUAAACUAAACAUUAUUUUCUCUGUAGUUUUGUUUUUUUAAAAUGCUCCUUGUAGAUAUGGUCCCUGAAGAUGCCAUAUAUUGAAUGGUUUCAUUUAUGUUGUGAUGAGUGCAUUGCACCGGUCGAUUUUAUUGAUCCCAAGGGGUUACACUGGUCACGUAUUUUACACCUUUCAAGCAUCCGCAUUUCUCUUGAGGGCAAUUGCUUUUCAAGAUCAGAAGGAUUUGCGGAUAUUGUUACCAUCCUUUGUGCUCGGAUUGCCUUACUACAUUUUGCUGCGUCUUGUAAGUCAAUGUAUCCAUUACACAAUAAGGUUUCUACUUGAGGUUAUUUAUUUAAUUCACAUGUGGUCAUCAUUCUGGAUCACAUUUAAAAUCACAUCGUCAAUCAUGGUGAAAUAUGUUGAAGGGAAUCCAAUCACAUGAUAGUAAUGCUGACCAGCCCAUAGAAGAGGGUAGAUAUGUGAGUCAGAAUCUUGUGAGUCAGUGUUAAAUGUUAAUCUUGCGGACAUCAUUAAUUACGAAAAAAUCUUUAUUUGGGUUUUAGGUGGGCUUUAAUUUUUUGGUUUGGAUCAGGAGAAAAGGACAGUCUGAAAAGAUCCCACAUCUAAAUGAAUAACUGUGGCAAAAACCUGGGGAAAACCUGACAACGUGGAGGAUAUCGGAUUAGGGAAUCCUUCUCAGUCCUGCUAUGCUGUAUCUGCUUUGGACUUAUAUCUUUAUAGAGUCUUGCAGCAGCCUAGUCAGACAUUUGACUAGGCUCAUCUGAUUUGGCGGGUUAACUACGAACAAGAACAGACCUGAUAUUGGGCAUUAUGGUAUCUCUAUCCUUUUAGUCAGUUACUGUUAAAUGUGGGUACUAUAUAAGUAUCUGAUUUCCCCUCAUUUUUUGGUAGUAUCCCCAAUAUGAAGCUCCCCAGAAUUAGAAACGCACAGAAGUCCGACUCAUCUGAUUUCUUUCUCCAUGUCCCCUGGUCUUUGCUUAGGUGAUACAUGAAAUCUGAGGGCAAAUAUAGCAAUCAGCAUCAUUAACAUCUAGAAAUCAUAUCUUGGUGCGGUACAUUAAAUGAGAAAUACUUUGCAGAAAUUGCAUCAAACUGCAAGUGGAAUUUUUUUCGCACAAUUCAUUAUGGAAAAAUGAGAGUCACCAGGGACCAUGGUAAGCAAUUAUGUUCCUGUCUAGAUUCCAAGCAAGUGACAGAGUUGAAACACCCUACAUGGUGAAUGAAUUAGGGUUCUUGGGCUGCCAAACCUCAUGGAUAGCAUUCACAUGACGAAGUUCUGAGAGUCGGCUUAAGCGUACUAUUAUAUGGAUCAUUACAAAGAUAAAGUGUUCUAAUGAUCAUGACGGGUUUACUCCCUAAUUGCCCAUUAUUUUUCAGUUGAAUGGGUCAGAAUCUUUAACAGCAUUUCAAUAUUUUGAAUUCACAGAUGCUGAACCAAGUUCUUCUCACUCUAGUAGUCAAAAAGCUCCCGGAAACCACUGCGUAAUAGCUCUCAAGAUCCGGCUAGAACCUUUUUUUGCCACGAAAAAAUGACAGUCUUUGGGCUCAUCAUUGGGGUGAAGACUUUUGCAAUGUCAACCCUCUUGAAAGCUUCAUGGUCAAAUAUCUGGAUAAGAAAAAUAAAUUUGUACUCUUUUUUAGAAAGAUGUCAAUUGAUAUCUCUACCACCGUAGACUGAGCGUUCAGAGAUAAACUGUCGUCUCCUCCCUGGAAAAAAUGAUAGUUUCCAGGGAGGAGAAGGCUGAUGAAAGGGAAGCUGCUGGGCUCCUCUGACUGGCUUUUAUUGUGUCAACGGGUUAAAUUUGCUUCCAGGAAUGGCAAGUGAGAGAGUCAACGCUGUGCAAGAGAUUGCCAUCUCCUACCGACAAAUCUGAUCUUCUGCCAUAUCCCACGUCAGAUGUGCCCCAGAAAAGAAAAAGAAUGAAAGAAAAAACCCUUUUUGGAGAUUUAUUUCUUACUGAAAAAUAUGGUAAAAAAACAAAGAGGAGAUUAUGGUCUCAAAUAAUCUGCUUAAGGUUUUUUCUAUUAAUGUUGUUAAGAUUUCUGAAGCUGUUCUUCUGCCCCCGCUUCAGCCUGCAGCUACGAGAUCUAUGCGAGUGCGGUGGAGAAGAGGGCCAAAUUCGCCGGAGACGAUCGGGCCAAGAACAUCUGA